GUUUCAAAAAUUAAAAUAUAUAUGGUUCUUUUUGGAUUCGAUCCUCGUAAGAGAGACCUAAUGAACGCUGCUCGUGUAGCGAUUGGUGAUGAUUGUGCGCAAUAUGAUUUUCAAUUUUCAAAUUUGUUGCCAUUUUGCCCUCCCCCUAUUUUUAUUAAUGAUGAUUCCAGUUUUCGAUUUUACUUGCAACUGAAAUCCUUUUAUAGAGAUGCUUUAAUGUUGCCAUUAUGUGUUCAAUUCUUCCCCAAUUUGCUCAACGCGACAUGGAAUCCUCAACGCGACAACGCGUCAAUGUCUUUGAAUUUCAGUUCAAAUGACAUUAAUUCAAUGCCUACUGGUGACAUUGCACUUGCCAAUCAUCAUCCUCCUAAUUCUAGCACAGCCCCUAGGAUUGGUUUCAGUACUCAACUGUUCAAGGCUGCUUCAGCAAUGGUAACUGUUGCCUUCAAAUACCUGGUCAUGAAAGCACAAGAAUAUGGCUUGACCAGGCCAUUUGCAGUAACAGACAGCCUAUUUGUCAGUCUAUUGAAGAAAGAAUAUGAUAACUACUUGGGAAAAAGGAAAACCAUUGCUGAAGCAGCCUUGAACAGUUCAGUACUGAAACCAAUCCUAGGGGCUGUGCAAGAAUUGGGAGGGGAAGACCAGUCGCCACACAAAACCAUACUUUCCAUGUCUACGGAUCUUACUGCCAAAGGUGAUGGACAAACUGGAAGUGUACAAGGAGCGAAAAAUGCCUGAGAUGGGAGAUGAUGUGCUAGGCAUUAUGAACGUAAAUGAUUGCCCACAACAACAAGACGCAUCUUUCAAAGCUCUCCUUCUCCGUUCCUGAGUAGGUUCCUAGGACUGUAUAAUUGGUAUUAGAGAAGUCACGAUCCUUCUUCUUCAACAAAUUUGAUCAAUUGUUAAUCAAUUGAUUUUAUCCUGGUGCUAUUCAGAUUUUUUGUGUCUCUCAAUUGCAUGUUAUAUAUUUUAGUGUAAUUGGAAAAACUACGUCCAAUGGUAUCCUAAUAAUCAUCAAAGAAGUUUGGUGGUGCGGAGUGCACGCUUCAUUGAGUUUGUUACGAUAUAAAACCCGUUACACCGGGGGUUCCAAGGGGGCAGCGCCCCCGAGCAGGGUUCAAGGGGCGGCAGCCCCUACGGGGUCCAAGGGGCAGAGCCCCUGGCUGGGGUCCUCGAAAAUUUUUUAUUUUGGGCUCAGUGCUAUGUUAAAAAAUUCAAUUAGAAUUUUAAUUUCGAAUUUUCUUUAAAAGAAAAUUCGAUGGAUAGGACCGAAUUUUGAAGAAGAAACUUCCGCGCGAAGAGUUGCGUGCUUUGGGUAAUAGCCGCGAAUGGUGUCUUCUCUUUCUCACCCCUAGUCUAUAAAAUCCCCCUGGGCAUGGUCGAAUUUCGUUCGGUUUUUACAUAGCAAUUCUCAUAUUUCGUUCUUGAUACUUUCGAGUUUUAUCCGAUUGAAUUUUGGAGUGAACAACCAAAAUAUUCAAUCUGAAAGUGUUUACACAACUCUCGAUUCAUCCAAGUUAUCAUUAAUUUCCACAACAUUUGGUUUGCAAAUGAAUUUUUAUCCUGAUUUGUUUUGUGCGAAGAUCAGAUUCCUUCUCAAACUAGACGGAAAACUCUAGUCAACACAAGAUCAAAGUAACAAUGGAAGAAUCCAUCCAGAAGAUUUUUGAACAGCAUCAAGAAGGGAUGAACCGGCAACUGCUAGAACAUCAAAGGUCAAUGGAUGAGCAAUUUCGAUCAUUCACAUCAUUAUUACACAAGCUUCAAUCAUCAAAUGUCAGCACCAAAACAGCAGCAGGAAGCUCGCCUAUGCACACCGAAGGUAGACAUCCAUUUUCCUUUAACCCUAGAAUUGAAUUGCCUUUGUUUAUGGGGUAAUUGAUAAGUCCGUUUUGUACGCACUUAUCUUCUCUUUAUUUAACGUGUUGUUGUCUAAUUUUGGAUUAAACAAAUCAAUUUCUGAAUAGUUU
Cuscuta campestris is the source of this 1970-nucleotide messenger RNA. NCBI's taxonomy places the organism in Eukaryota, Viridiplantae, Streptophyta, Magnoliopsida, Solanales, Convolvulaceae. The record is from the annotation of a GenBank genome assembly.